AUGACCUCUUUCCCUACCUCCCGCAUUGGGUUGAACCUGACCCCAGCAACGGCCUCAUGGACCGUCCCCUUCGCAGCAUACUACCUUUUCCUCCAAAACCGCAUCGUGUAUCAGCGUCUAACUACCCAGACGUAUAUGGGCGAUACCAUUGAUGCGUCUAAUGGAAAUGAAGACCCGCUAUACGUCUGCACUCGUGCGCAGCAGAAUUUCAACGAGAACAUCCCGCUUACGCUCAUCAUCGCUGGACUGGCAGAACUGAACGGAGCUGACCGGAAAUAUAUCAACUACUUCCUUGGUGCUAUGCUCGCUUUCCGUAUCUCUCAUGUUGAGCUGGGCUUGAUGCGUCCAAAGUCCAUGGGUGUUGGAAGGAUUAUCGGCUACUAUGGAACCCAGGCUUCUUUGUUGACGAUGUCAGCAUAUCUGUUCUACACCGUCAAAGACUAUUUCAUGUGA
This is a messenger RNA of Paraphaeosphaeria sporulosa, 453 nucleotides long. RefSeq lists its product as uncharacterized. The coding region runs from base 1 to 453 and encodes 150 amino acids. The transcript has 4 exons. The record is from RefSeq and is a predicted model, not a curated record. Gene Ontology annotation, cellular component: membrane. NCBI's taxonomy places the organism in Eukaryota, Fungi, Ascomycota, Dothideomycetes, Pleosporales, Didymosphaeriaceae.